GGUCACAACAAAUCUAUCAAAAUGCCAAUGUUACAUUUCUCAUAAUCUUCAUAUCAGGUAGGUUAGUUAAGGUAGUUGUGCUUUUAAACCAACUUUGAAGCCACCUAUUAUUAUUUUCCCUCCACUUGUCUUCUUGAUUCUCUCUAUCUAUAAAAUUCCUUUUCUCAUUCACUCUCAACCAUCAAACUCACAAACUCAGUUUUCUUCUUUACUCUUAAACACCACAAAUUCUCUCUACUCAAAUUUCAUAGCAGACCAACAAGCCAAAACUCUGUAACAUGGAGCAUUUUGUGUCUCUAUGCUGCCUAACUGUGGUAUUAGCCAUGGUUGCACCAGCCUACGGCCAGAUCACGACGCCGUGUAACAUAUCAAUGGUAACUAGUUCCAUCAGCCCUUGCAUGAGUUUCCUCACAAAUAGCAGUGGCAAUGGCACCUCUCCAACUGCUGAUUGCUGCAAUUCAAUCAAGUCCCUCACAAGUGGGAGCAAGGAUUGUUUGUGCCUUGUUGUCACUGGCAAUGUUCCUUUUACAUUACCAAUCAACAGAACCUUAGCUAUCUCUCUUCCUCGUGCUUGUAACUUGCCUGGUGUUCCACUUCAAUGCAAAACCUCAGGUUCACCACUUCCUGCUCCAGGACCAGCGUCUCUCGGGCCAUCUCUUUCCCCUGCAUCUACCCCAUCUGCUCCAUCUCUUAGCCCUCAAGCUUCUUCUAUACUCCCCACGCCAGUUACACCUUCUCUGCCACCACAGCCUGAGACAGCCACUCCAUCAGUGAAUGCUGAUUCUCCGUCCCCAACAUCGGAAAGGGGCCGCUCUGAUCUCACUCCAUCAUCUGCUGGCUCACCAACUUACAGUCUCCUACCAUCUGUUGUGAUCAUUCUCUUUGGAUUUGCUGUUUUUAAACACUACUAGCUUGCUUUGUUUGACAUCAAUAGUUUGUUCUUUCAAAGUUUGACACAGUGUGGGGUGGUAUUCAUCAAAUCCAAACACAUUUAUAUUGCUAUUAUGUAAUUUAUGUGUAAGGCUUCCAUUGAAAAUUAGUUAAUGUUGUUUUAUUCAGCCACAACAA
Messenger RNA from Cicer arietinum (chickpea), 1068 nucleotides. Its product is annotated as non-specific lipid transfer protein GPI-anchored 20. Gene Ontology annotation, molecular function: lipid binding. Gene Ontology annotation, biological process: lipid transport. The record is from RefSeq and is a predicted model, not a curated record. NCBI's taxonomy places the organism in Eukaryota, Viridiplantae, Streptophyta, Magnoliopsida, Fabales, Fabaceae.